CAUCAAGGUCUGAAGUGUGUCUUUCCCCGUGCAGUGUCCCCUUCCUUGGAGUGCGAGGGUGACGGGUUCCCCAUCGACUACGGGUCCAGGGACACCAUCAUAAGAGCCGAUGCAAAAAAGGAACGAAGGCGUGGGCAGAUAAGGAGGGCCAACAGCUGCAGCAGCUGGGAUCGAGGCCCCGUCAGAGCUGAGGGCGGCAGAGAGAGGCACCAGGCUGAGUUCGGACUGAGCGGCGGCGCAGCCAUGCGCUGCUCCACCCUGCUGUUGAUCUUCACCAUGGUACUCCUUUACUUGGUGAUGGGAGCGCUGGUGUUUCGCUCCCUGGAGGCUCCGCUGGAGGAAAAAGAGCAUGCGGUGCUGAUGGACCAAACCCGGGCUUUCCUGUUCAACAACUCCUGCGUUGACCUGUACACCCUCAACGACUACGUGCAGAAAGUGCUUGAGUCUGUAGGUGCGGGAGUGGACGCUGAAGCUGCUAUACUCAAUAAAACCUUUUCCACGAACUGGGAUAUGGCCAGUGCUCUUUUCUUCUCAGGGACAAUAAUGACUACCAUCGGCUAUGGAAACAUCUCCCCCAAGUCAGAUGGAGGAAAGCUCUUUUGCAUCUGUUUCGCCCUCGUGGGAAUCCCAAUGUUCGGCAUCCUGCUUGCUGGGGUUGGUGACCAUCUCGGUACCUGGCUGAGAAACACUGUUGCCAAAAUAGAGAAGCUCUUCCUGAAGUGGCGCGUCAGUCCUACUGUUGUGCGUGUGAUCUCAGCAGUCCUGUCCAUCCUGCUGGGUUGCUUGCUUUUUCUUGCUGUGCCCACUUUGGUUUUUCAAGAGGUGGAAAACUGGUCCCUUCUGGAAUCUUCCUACUUUGUGGUUAUCACACUGACCACAGUGGGCUUUGGUGACUAUGUUGCAGGGGAAGGUGAAUUUAUGACCCGCAUAGGAGAGAACCUUUUGCCAGAGUACUGGUACAAGCCUUUGGUGUGGUUCUGGAUCCUCCUGGGUCUUGCAUACUUUGCUUCCGUCCUGACAAUGAUCGGUAACUGGCUCCGGGUUCUAUCAAAGAAGACCAGGGCUGAGAUGGAGGAACUGAGAGCCCAUGCCACAGACUGGACCCAGAACAUCCAGAACAUGUCCGUGGACUUUCGUAUUCCAGGAAAUUUAGAUGACCCUUUCAAGCGUCGCCGACGAAAGCACCGCCAUCGCAGCCAUGGUCACAGUCACAGUCACGGUCACAGCCACUCGGCCAACGGGGCCCCAGGAGAAAAACAAGAGCAAAACCAGAGUCAGAACGAAUCUGGAUCUUACUCUUCUUCCUAUUCUUCUUCUGAAUCAGAAUCCGGAUCUGGAUCAGAAUCAGAAACAGACUCUCAGGCCACGCAGACCGACCGGGUUCCAGGGACGGAGGCUCCUCCGGACCCUGUCCAGCCGCAGCCUCUGGACUACUUGGCGGAGAACCUUGCCUUCAUUGACGAGUCCUCGGACGCCCAGAGUGGCAAAGUGCAACUAGAACCAGUACAAGAAUCAAAACAACCCAAUUCUCGUCAGGCAAAGAGGAGACGCCACAGGCGGCCAACUAAUAGGAGAAGCUCUAAAACCAACUACUCCCACAAUAACAAAAGGCAACCCAAUGGAAACACAACACCUGUCCCAGAUCUUCCAAAAAAGCCCCUGGACUGAGAGUACUAACACCUUAUGAGACCCUGCUGACGGAGGAGGUCUCAGUCCAGCAGUUCCUUUAUGUGUAACUGCUGCCUAUAUACUGUCAGUUAAAACAAAGACACAAUGCUGAUGCCUUAUAAACCUUUGUGUGGUUUGCCAUAUAACUUUUCUCUUUGCAUGUGAGUGCAUAUGCAGCAAAUGAAAAGAUUAAGAUGCCAUAGGCUUGACGACUUUGUGAGGAGCUACUGCUCUCUACUGGCCUAAAACGGUAUUGCACUGAUCACCACUGUGUCAAAAUGAACCACUUUUUUUAAAUAAUCCGGGUACUGCAACCCGAUUUGUGUCGUCAGAAACUUGCUACAUCAGUGUGAAACUCAAUUUAGAGGAAUGUUGCUGUUACCCGAGUCCAUUGUCCUUGAAUCCUGCCAACAAUCAAACAGAUUUACUUUUUGCUACCUAACGAGUUUGUAAAAAUAAUAUGCAUAGCCAUCCAUUUGCAUUUUUGAUGGUCAGAUUCAUCAGUGCUACUAUUCUGCAUAAGUGCAUUAAAUAACUUUUCAAAAA
Poecilia latipinna (sailfin molly) is the source of this 2214-nucleotide messenger RNA. It is a transcript of the gene kcnk4b, whose product is annotated as potassium channel, subfamily K, member 4b. Gene Ontology annotation, molecular function: outward rectifier potassium channel activity; potassium ion leak channel activity. The transcript has 7 exons. The record is from RefSeq and is a predicted model, not a curated record. Bases 244 to 1668 code for a protein of 474 amino acids. Lineage: Eukaryota; Metazoa; Chordata; Actinopteri; Cyprinodontiformes; Poeciliidae. Gene Ontology annotation, biological process: stabilization of membrane potential; potassium ion transmembrane transport. Gene Ontology annotation, cellular component: plasma membrane.